AUAUAAAUUAGAAAAAACUAGAAAGAUUAUCAACAGUGACAGAAUUGGAACCAUGAUAGACAACAAUGCUCUGCAGAAUUCAAUUGAAUGGGUUGAAGGAUCGUCAAAGGGCGUGAUGGGUACGCAACUGGAUCAUGUAACUCUUGAAGCCCUUCAACUGGUAGAGGCUCACGAGGGCUUUCUUCGUUGUAAUUUUAUUGUUCCAAUCCACCUACUAGAUAAUGAUGGAAAUUGGCAUACUGGAGCAAUAGCAACGUUAAUUGAUUGUUUGGGUGGUAUUACCGUCUACUCUUUUGCUGGGAACCUCAAGGCCUCCCUUGAUUUAAGCAUUUCCUUUUAUUCCACUGCUAAGCUCCAGGAAGAAGUUGAGAUAGUGGGAAAGGUUGUGGGGAAGAAAGGAAAGCUAACAUCUGCAGAGGUGGAGAUCAGAAGGAAAGAUAAUAGACAACUUAUUGCUGUGGGUAGACUAUGGAUAUCUACAUCAAUUCAACAAAGUAACCUUUGACAUGGAAACAUCUACCUACCUUCCUACUAACUUUAUAUAUGGAAAUUUACAUGCUGCAUACAUCUGUUUUCCUUGUUUCUUGGUUAAGGAAUAUAAUUAACCUCGAUCAGGCUUCUCGCUUGCUUAAAUGGAUUGCAGGAGCUUAGUAGCUUGAUUUACGUAAUAAAAAUUUGAUAUGUACUAAUAACUUGAUUGUUUUACCUUUAGUUAUAUUGAGUAUACAGAGCUCAAAAUAGGCAACUUGAUCCUGUGUCUGUUGUUUGUUUUUUUAUAGAAUUAUGUAAGUUGUAUUCAUCAAAGCCAAGAAAUAAAUAAACAGGUAUCUUA
Messenger RNA from Pistacia vera, 832 nucleotides. RefSeq lists its product as uncharacterized. Lineage: Eukaryota; Viridiplantae; Streptophyta; Magnoliopsida; Sapindales; Anacardiaceae. The transcript is spliced from 3 exons. The record is from RefSeq and is a predicted model, not a curated record. Bases 53 to 505 code for a protein of 150 amino acids. Gene Ontology annotation, molecular function: fatty acyl-CoA hydrolase activity.